AUGCAAUAUCGAUCAAGUACUGAAUUGGCUAACCAAUUCAAGAUUAAGAGAGAACAACUUGAUAACGAACGCAAUGAUAAAGCUAAGAAAGAGCAUGUACCAAUAGCGCAUAAAAGAAAGAAUUCUGAGGAUUUAAUUCUACAAACUAAGAAGAGAUUAUUUCAAUCUGGAGAGUCCAUUCAAGAGAAAAGAAUUAAACUUCCUAUGCAAAACUUUAGGUUCCAAAUGUCUUCAAAGCAAGGUGUUACUGAUUCAGUGUAUGUGACUGGGGAAACAUUUGGUAAUUCAGAGGUACAACAUGGUAUUCAAGAUCAAUUAAACUUCAAACAGGUGAAGAGGAAGUCUGUCAUACCGGCCACAAGUCUUGAUAAGUUUCUAGCAGAACAACGGCUACAGAAAGAACAUGAUAUUAAUGAUCUACCAAACUGCAAGCAGGUAAAGAGGAAGUCGAUCAUACCAGCUACUAGUCUUGAACAGUUUCCAAAAAAACAAUCGAUACACAUAGGCGAUGAAACAAAAACAAAUAACCACACAGUAGCUGAUGAUCUUGUGGAUCAAGAAGAAAUCAACAGGGAUGAGUGUGCUAUAGACGAGGAAAUUGGCAUUGAUUGUAGUAAGGAAGGAACAAUUUCAAGGAAUCCUAGGUUCAUCAACUUGAUGUACACUAGUUGGCAUGCGGUGCCAGAAGAUACUAAAAAGCGCAUGUGGGAAUAUACCAAUUCCAAAUUCAUAAUUCCAUUAGAAGGAAAAGCGUGGGUGAUGACUGGCUUUCGUGAUGCUUGGAAGCGAUACAAGCAAAAAAUUAAAGAGAGAUUUUUUGAUAAAAAUAGUACCAUUGAGGACAUGCUAGCAAAACGUCCCAGUGACAUCGCAGAAGAUGAAUUCCGUCAAUUGAUCGAGUAUUGGAAAGACCCAACUGUUCAAGCCAUGUGUGAGAUCAAUUCUCAAAACAGGAAAAAGCAAAAAUGGAGGCAUCGAAUGGGACCUAUUAGUUUUGCAAGAGUACACGUGGCAUUGGCUGAACUUCAAAAUUGCCAAAAUUUCGGGGAAACUGCAGAUGAUGUUUUUACGGCAGUGUUUGGUAAGGAGCAGCCUGGUCGACUUAGGUGCUAUGGUAGAUCAGUGACAGCAAGUUCUUUGAAGAAAGAUGAGGAAGAUAGCAAGCAAAAACAAAAACAUGCUAAUGAAAUCACUUCUCGGAAAGAAGAAAUGAAUGAAAUGAGAGAGGAAAUAAGAGAAGAAAUGAAAGAAGAAAUGCGACAUUUUUUUAGUCAAUUGCUUCAAAACAACCCUGGAUUGAAUGUUCGAGGUAUGCAAUGGGGUGUUGUAUCUAACAUUGCUUCACCUAUUGAUGCGGGUAGUGCACAAGCUGUAAAAGGCCAAAAUCUUCUACAAUCUUCCGGGUCAACUCAUGAUCCGAUUCUUCAAAAGAACAUUACAACAUGCUAUAGGUCUGUACUAGCUUGCAAACUGAAUAUCCAUGUUAUUACCAUAACUGCUGCUGCAAUCUCUAACUCUGGUACCUCGCAAGAUCAAAAUCUCAGUCAGAAGCAAAUGACACUGGAUGAUUUCAAUAUCCCUGAAAACUUUGAUCGCAAAGUUACCCUAUGCUAA
Molecule: messenger RNA, 1614 nt
Organism: Solanum pennellii
Lineage: Eukaryota; Viridiplantae; Streptophyta; Magnoliopsida; Solanales; Solanaceae
Exons: 8
Coding region: 1-1614 (537 amino acids)
Source: RefSeq, a predicted model, not a curated record